AUGGACAUGGUUCACAUGGACUUGAGGGUUGUUCCGGACGAUGAGGUGUUCUUCGCCCAUCAAGUGCUUCAGGUACGCCACCCACCUCUGCUGCGCUCGCUGCCCAUCGCCGUGCAGUACCUGCAGAUGGGCUUUCUCGAGAAGCUGGGGACGUUUUUCAUUGGCAUGGACAUGGUUCACAUGGACUUGAGGGUUGUUCCAGACGAUGAGGUUGCACCUGCUGCGCUUGCUGCCCAAGGGGGUGCGUACCUACAGAUGGACUUUCUCGAGAAGCUGGGGACGUUUUUCAUCAGCAUGGAUAUGGUGCAUAUGGACUUGAGGGUUGUUCCGGACGAUGAGGUGUUCUUCGCCCACCAGGUCCUGCAGGCAUCCUCCUGUGCUGCUGGUUGUCUGCUCUCUGCUCAGGUGCGCCUGCUGACUGGCACCCGCAACGACACCCGUGCACCUGAGCAGCAUGGGGAGGUGGUGUGUGUGUCGUGUGCCCGCAUUUCUGUAUUUGUCGGUUCGGUUCCCAACUGUGUCAGUGUCUUCCCACUGGAGCAGCAGGAGCAGGUGGAGGAGCUGUCUGUGCGUGUGUGCUGCUGUGGUCUAACGCCUCUUUGUUUCGAAACGUCUCAUAACGCCUCUUUCCAUUCCUGUGCUGUGUUGCUUGCCUACCAUGCUCUCUACUGUCUCUUCCCAGGUGCUCCUGCUGAUUGGGUGGUGGUGCUGGCGCAGAGAUACAACACGCGGGCGCUGGAGCAGCAUGGGGAGGUGGAGGAGCCUCGGUGUGUGUGUGUUUUGUGCCCCUAUAUCCCUUCUCAUUCCUUAAUAUUCUCGGUGCUGCGCUGCGUGUUCCCAGGUGCACCGGCGGACUGGGUGGUGGUGCUGGCACGGCGAUACAACACGCGGGCGCUGGAGCAGCAUGGGGAGGUGGAGGAGCUGCUGAGCUCUCUGUUCCCUCGAGAGCGUGUGGUGGUGUUUGAUGGCAGCCUGCGCAUUUCUGAUGCCAAGGCGCUGUUUAAUCGAGCUGUUCUCUUCGUGGCGGCGCAUGGGGCAGCGAUCACCAACGCCAUCUUCAUGCCGUUCAAGUCGGUGCUGCUUGAGCUGCGCCCCAGGGACUUCCACAAGGCGUGCUACCACCACCUGGCGGAGGUCUGUGACCUGCAGUACUUCCUGCUCUUGUGCGAGGGGGCUAAAGACACGCCUCUGUCGUGUGAUAUGGGUGAGGUGAGGAGCUUGUUGGAGGAGGUGCGAGGGCGCGUGGAUAAGGUGCUGGAAGAAGGGCCGGAAGUGCAGCUGGAGGAGGAGGAUGAAGGGCAGCGUUGA
Closterium sp. Yama58-4 is the source of this 1308-nucleotide messenger RNA. NCBI's taxonomy places the organism in Eukaryota, Viridiplantae, Streptophyta, Zygnematophyceae, Desmidiales, Closteriaceae. The record is from the annotation of a GenBank genome assembly.